CCCUCUCUCCCUCCUCCCAACACCUCCUUCUCCCGACUCCCUCCCGGCGCCGCUAAGUUUCUUCGCUCGCGCCGGCUAGCAGAGCCGGGCCCGGCGGGAGCAGCGCCCCCGCUGCCCUGCCACCACGCAGAUCCCGGGCCGGGCCCGGGCCCCUUCGAGCCAUGCUGUGCAGCCACUGGAGGAGCCUCCGCCGCCGGCGCAAGGAGACCCGGGUGCGGGCCCAGGUCGCAGCGCCCCUUGCGCUCCCGCCCCCGCCCUCACCCCAGGACGGCGGCACCAAGAGGCCCGGGCUGCGGGCGCUGAAGAAGAUGGGCCUGACUGAGGAUGAGGACGUGCGCGCCAUGCUGCGAGGCUCCCGGCUCUGCAAGAUCCGCUCGCAGAAGUGGCAGAAGGAGCGGCUGUACCGGCUGCAAGAGGACGGCCUGAGCGUGUGGUUCCAGCGGCGCAUCCGCCAUGCACCGUCGCAGCACAUAUUCUUCGUGCAGCACAUCGAGGCCGUCCGCGAGGGUCACCAGUCUGAGGGCUUGCGGCGGUUCGGGGGCGCCUUCGAGCCAGAGCGCUGCCUCACCAUCGCCUUCAAGGGCCGCCGCAAGAACCUGGACCUGGUGGCGCCCACGGCGGAGGAGGCGCAGCGCUGGGUGCGCGGCCUGGCCAAGCUGCGCGCGUGCCUCGAUGCCAUGAGCCAGCGCGAGCGCCUCGACCACUGGAUCCACUCCUAUCUGCACCGGGCAGACUCCGACCAGGACAACAAGAUGAGCUUCAAGGAGAUCAAAAGCCUGCUCAGAAUGGUCAACGUGGACAUGAAUGACAUGUACGCCUACCGCCUCUUCAAGGAGUGUGACCACUCCAACAACAAGCGACUGGAGGGGACUGAGAUUGAGGAGUUUCUGCGGCAGCUGCUGAAACGUCCCGAGUUGGAGGAGAUCUUCCAUCGGUAUUCAGGCGAGGACCGUGUGCUGAGCGCCCCUGAGCUGCUGGAGUUCCUGAAGGACCAGGGUGAGGACGGCGCCACGCUGGCCCACGCUCAGCAGCUCAUCCAGAACUAUGAGCUCAACGAGACAGCCAAGCAACACCAGCUGAUGACUCUGGAUGGCUUCAUGAUGUACCUGUUGUCGCCCGAGGGGGAUGCCCUGGACCCUGCCCACACGUGCGUGUUCCAGGACAUGGACCAGCCCCUCGCCCACUACUUCAUCUCCUCCUCCCACAAUACCUAUCUGACCGACUCUCAGAUCGGGGGGCCCAGCAGCACCGAGGCCUAUGUUAGGGCCUUCGCCCAGGGAUGCCGCUGUGUGGAGCUGGACUGCUGGGAGGGGCCAGGAGGGGAACCCAUCAUCUACCACGGCCACACACUCACCUCCAAGAUCCUCUUCCAAGAUGUGGUCCAGGCCGUGCGCGACCAUGCCUUCACGCUGUCCCCGUACCCGGUCAUCCUAUCCCUGGAGAACCACUGUGGGCUGGAGCAACAGGCUGUCAUGGCCCACCACCUCCGUACCAUCCUGGGGGAUAUGCUGGUGACACAGGCAUUGGACUCCCAGAAUCCUGAAGAGCUGCCGUCCCCAGAGCAGCUGAAGGGCCGGGUCCUGGUGAAGGGGAAGAAGCUGCCAGCUGCUCGGAGCGAGGAUGGUCGAAUUCUAUCGGACCGGGAGGAGGAAGAUGAGGAAGAGGAAGAAGAGGGGGUGGAGGCUGCAGAGCAGAGGCGGCAGGCCAAGCAGAUCUCCCCGGAACUGUCCACCCUGGCCGUGUACUGCUGUGCCACCCGCCUGCGGAACCUGUGCCCUGUCCCUGCCCCAACCCAGCCCUGCCAGGUCAGCUCUCUCAGCGAGCGCAAGGCCAAGAAGCUUGCCCGAGAGGAAGGGAACAGCUUUGUCAGGCACAACACCCGCCAACUGACCCGUGUCUACCCGCUGGGGCUGCGGAUGAACUCGGCCAACUACAGCCCCCAGGAGAUGUGGAAUUCAGGCUGUCAGUUGGUGGCCCUGAACUUCCAGACACCAGGCUACGAGAUGGACCUCAACGCUGGGCGCUUCCUCAUCAACGGGCAGUGUGGCUAUGUCUUGAAACCUGCCUGCCUGCGGCGGCCCGACACAAACUUCGACCCUGAGUCCCCUGGACCGCCCAGAACUACUCUCACCAUCCAGGUGCUGACUGCACAGCAGCUGCCCAAGCUGAAUGCCGAGAAGCCAAACUCCAUCGUGGACCCCCUGGUGCGUGUCGAGAUCCAUGGGGUGCCCGCAGACUGUGCUCGAAAGGAGACCAACUACGUGCUCAACAACGGCUUCAACCCCCGCUGGGGGCAGACCCUGCAGUUCCAGUUGCGGGUUCCGGAGCUAGUGCUGGUCCGGUUUGUGGUUGAAGAUUAUGACACCACCUCGCCCAAUGACUUUGUGGGCCAGUUUACACUGCCUUUCGACAGCCUGAAGCAAGGGUACCGCCACAUCCACCUGCUUUCGAAGGACGGAGCCUCUCUGUCACCAGCCACGCUCUUCGUUCAUAUCCACAUCCAGCGCUCCUGAGGGUGACUGACCCACCCUGGGCUUCUGCGGGUACUGGUCUGCGUCGUACGGUGGCGGAGGCCCUCUCCUCUGGAGUGGAGGCGCUGUGUGAGCAGCAGCCCGUCCAGCCCGCUCGGUCUGCCAGCUCACCAGGCUUGUCGCAAUGGGGUGCUGAGGACUGCCUCAGCCCCUCCUGAAGAACAGGUGGUUGAUAUUUUCCCUGCAACCCUGAGACCUUGAGCUGGCCCCAGCUCCCCAAGUCCAUGGCCCACCCCUCUUCCUGGUUUAUGAGGAGCCAGGCCUGCUGCUGCCAGGAGACUUGGGAAGCAGGACAUGAGCCCUCAGCGCCUCUGUCCCCCACCCCCAGCCAAAAGGGCUCCAGCCACACCCCUUGCUUCCCCCACCCAGGCACUGGCCACCCCCUAAGGCUCUCCUGCCCCCCAGGUUUUCCUGGGCUCCUCUCUCAGACUCUUGAACCUGAGUUCUCUUCCCUUGUUAAAGCAAGAAGGGAGAGCUGAGGCUGGGAACCCUGGGGACACCUAGAAGUAGGUUUUUAUCUCGUGUCAGAGAAGAUCCCUGGAGAGGACAGAACAAGACUAUUUUAAAAAAUAAAAAAGCACUACUUUACUACUACUGCCACCCCUGACCACCUCUGAUGAUAUACCCAGGCCCAUGAGGAAGGAUGGGGCAGAGGGCGAGUCCCCUGGGCCUCUUCCCCCGGCAGGGUCUGAAUUUGUCUGAGGAAGCCAGGGGUGCUGGAGGGGAGGCCACAGCUCCAAAUAGCCAGGACUCCUGCUCUUAGCUUAAAGCUGUUGCCAACAUCACAAGACUGAGGUUGCCAAUCACAAGCUGCCCCCACAACCCUACUAGGGGCCUUGAAUGGUGAGCUUCUGCCAGGAAAGAACUGUUAGGCCCUAAAGGGGGUGGGGACAGGACUCUGAGGGGCCUCAGACAGACCCCCACUUUCCAGGCUCAGCAGGGUUCAAUGCCUGUCUAGUCAGUAGACAGACCCCAGAGACCUGAGGCUCGCCUUCUACCAGCCAACCAACCUUUUGACAAAGGCCUGGAAGGCAGCGGCUGCCCAUGCUGCCUCUAGAGAUGCUGGGAAAGCAUGCUGAGGCCUGACAGGAUCCAGAGAAAACAUGUCAGAAAGGUGACUUUCUGGGAUUAAAUGUGGCGCCCUGGCAUUUUGGGUUCCAUGAGGCAACAGCACCGACACUGAGCAAGGGCAGAGUUUAACGGCAGGUUGUGUCCUCUCAGGCUGCAGCUCAGGGCCAAGGCACCAGCCGUGGGGGACCUGAAAGAAACACGGGGUCAGUAAACAGAUGAAAAGUUCCAGAGGAAGAGAACGGAAAAUGGGAGGCCUAAAGGCGGUGACUCGGGCCCUUCCCCAGAGAGCUGGCUCAGUAGGUGUGUGGUGGGGCCUGGCGCUGAAAGCACUGCUGCCUCUACAGAACCACCCAGCAGCUCCUGGCCCAGAAGGGGAGAUGGUGGCAUCUGGAUGAGUGACAAGGAGGAACCACUGCUAAUCCAGACCACAGGCGGCUCUGCUCCCAGCCGUGGAAGCCCCGCCGUCCUCCUAGAGUGAAGCUGAGUUAGUACUUGCUCCUCGCUGGUGGGUGGGAGAGGUUUGGGGGAAAGAGCCAAGUUUGCCCUGAAAGGGUAACAUUGCCCAAGGAGUCUUCAAAAGUCGCUCUGGUGCUGUGGUCACGAGGGCCUUUCCUGCAGGGCGCUCUAGCCCAGGUUGGAGAUGCCACCUGUUCCACUGCUACCUGCAGUCCAGAGGAAAACCAGGAGGGCGGAAGGGUUUUAUUCAGCGGCUUCCUUUAUUAGAAACAAGUGAGAUGUAUGGAGCUGAACGACAAUGCAUUUGGUAUUUCUUACCACACCCUGGAAAUGGAUGCCCCUCCCAAAGCCUGGAGAAAAGCCAAGACGAAAAGGUGAAGCCUCCCCCUUCCCUGUUCCCAGGUGCGGCACCUUGCCUACAGUCAAUGUUUCUGAAUUGAAUUGAAUGUAAUUGUCCCACACGG
Messenger RNA from Hipposideros armiger (great roundleaf bat), 4522 nucleotides. RefSeq names its product phospholipase C delta 3 (gene PLCD3). Gene Ontology annotation, molecular function: calcium ion binding; phosphatidylinositol-4,5-bisphosphate phospholipase C activity. NCBI's taxonomy places the organism in Eukaryota, Metazoa, Chordata, Mammalia, Chiroptera, Hipposideridae. The transcript has 15 exons. Gene Ontology annotation, biological process: intracellular signal transduction; lipid metabolic process. The record is from RefSeq and is a predicted model, not a curated record. Gene Ontology annotation, cellular component: plasma membrane. The coding region runs from base 162 to 2513 and encodes 783 amino acids.